Molecule: messenger RNA, 1131 nt
Organism: Parathielavia appendiculata
Lineage: Eukaryota; Fungi; Ascomycota; Sordariomycetes; Sordariales; Chaetomiaceae
Product: MRP-L47-domain-containing protein
Exons: 2
Coding region: 162-998 (278 amino acids)
Biological process (GO): mitochondrial translation
Cellular component (GO): mitochondrial ribosome; mitochondrial large ribosomal subunit
Molecular function (GO): structural constituent of ribosome
Source: RefSeq, a predicted model, not a curated record
CGUCCUGCACUGCCAUAUCGAAGGUCCGGAGCUGUAUUCAGGGCCCGGGUAAGUCCAGCAACGAGUAAUCAGGGAGGACGACGCGUCACGCCCGUGUAUUCCCUGUUCAGUACACACUCUCCCGCACUGCGUCCUCUAUUUUCUCAGCCAGUUCCGCGACAAUGGCGAUAUCUGCCAUGCGGCCCUCGAUGGGCGCCCUCGGCAGGAUAUCAUCAGCCUACAAUUCCUCCUCCUCCUCGUUACCAACCACCACCGCCAUCCUCCGCCCACUCACACAGACCGCCACCCUCUCGACGACGGCGUCCCUUUUGAAGCGGCACAAGUACCCUGGCGCGCGCGACAACAAGGACCACAGCAAGCACCGCGGCGAGUCGGCGGUCCGGCGCACGGGCACGCGCUGGCGGCUGUCCAUGUCGGACGAGCCGCUGCCGCGGCCCGUGCCGCGCGACCAGCUGCCGGCCAUCGAGACGGACCCCGACCACGGCCUGUGGGACUUCUUUCCCAACCGCACCACCGUCGCCAACACGCCCGAGGAGGACGCCAAGCACGGCCGCAGCUGGUCCGUCGAGGAGCUGCGCCACAAGUCGUGGGAUGACCUGCACCGCCUGUGGUGGGUGUGCGUCAAGGAGCGCAACCGCAUUGCCACGGCCAAUUGGGAGCGGAAUAAGAGCAAGCUUGGCUUUGGCGAGGCCGAGGCGCUGGGGAGGGAUCGUGAGGUCCGGGCUACGAUGCGCGCCAUCAAGCACACUUUGACCGAGCGUUUCUACACGUGGGAGGACGCUGUCAAACUGGCUGAGAACGACCCCGAGGUCGACCUUACGGGCAACGGCCCGGCGUUUGUCCCUAGGGACUACCUUGAGGAGGGCGAGACGGCUGCCGUAGAAGGGGAGCAGCAGAUCGCUGAGACGGCCCAGAACGCCGAAGCUGCUCCGGCUGCUGCUCUAGACCCGGUGACGAUAUCCUCCUCCAAGCCGCAGGCCGAGGCCCCAAGGUUAUGAGGAAACAGACUUGCAGUGUGGACUAUUGAAGGGCGGGUUUCACGGGCACCAACCCCUGGCGCAAGACCGGAACGAGUGCCGGUGCACUAUUAUCAGAUCUUCGCUGCCGGGUUCACAUGCUGACGCCGGAGCU